Molecule: messenger RNA, 10061 nt
Organism: Biomphalaria glabrata
Lineage: Eukaryota; Metazoa; Mollusca; Gastropoda; Planorbidae
Exons: 56
Coding region: 355-9234 (2959 amino acids)
Biological process (GO): cell-matrix adhesion
Molecular function (GO): calcium ion binding
Source: RefSeq, a predicted model, not a curated record
UUAAACAAAUCGUUUCUAAGUCGGAUAUACUCAUUUUUAGAUCUAUUUCCGAACAGAACGCUUCGCUGAUCGAAUACUUUGAUUAAUAUUUGGUUUGUAUGAAUGACGUAAAAUAAAAUGGGUUGGUUUUCCGCUCCUGUGAAUUAUUUCUCCUAGAGAACCAAUGAUCCGUAACGUUAUUGAAAACAAUAGAUGAAAUAUAAGAUACCGCGUUGUUGUGUAAGCGAAUAAAAAGACUUUGUCACUGUCACAGUUAUACAAUGUCUGUGACCUUCUCUAACCAUGCUGUCUAGACUGUAUGGGCUUUAACUAUUUGGAACUUACAUAGGCAAAGACGAGAUCUAGUUUUGAAGCAUGAUGGUGCCAUUACGUCAAAAAACGCAAUCAUUGAAAUGGUGUUACUGGACUUUGGUUGCUUUGAUAAGUACAUCUUGUAAUAUAGAAUGGUGUCUUGCUUACUUUACAGAUUGUGGAGGAGCGCUGACAGCUCAGGCUGGCUCUAUUCUCUCGCCAAACUAUCCUGACAACUACCCAAACGACGCAUACUGUACGUGGACUAUAACCGUUGCGACUAAUCAAAUCAUUGACUUUAGGUUCAAAAGACUAGACCUGGACAGGUCAUGGGACCAAGGCUGCAAUGACUAUGUCGCUAUAUAUGAUGGACCCAAUUCACAAAGCAGCAGAAUCAGAAACGAUUAUUAUUAUUACUGUGGUUUUAGUGAUGAUUCUGUCAUUCUGAAUCUGAUUCUAAGGUCAACCAGCAACAAGAUGUACAUAGUGUUUCAAUCAAAUAGCCAGAGCUCUAGGAUUGGUUUUAGUGCAUCGUACUGGGCACACGAAUGUCUUCCCUUUACAUAUGGUAAAGAUGGUUGCGACACGUCCUGUAGUUGUAAUCAGACCAACACUCAGUACUGCCUUAAUUCGGACGGCACGUGUAUUUGUAAAACAGGCUGGACAUCGAAGGAAUGUACAGUAGAUAUUGAUGAGUGCCAGGACCCUAACAGAUGUCAAGACCCGUAUGCCAGGUGUGUCAACACUGUUGGCAGUUACGUGUGUCAGUGUAAGAAAGGAAUGGUUCUUAAUGCCACCGGCGAGUGUGAAGAUAAUUGUACACAGAGUCUAUGUUCUCAUGCUUGUGGAGUGACUUCAGAAAAUCCUCACACAGAAACGUGUUACUGUCCUAAAGGAAUGAAACUUGAUCCAGCAAACAAUAACACGUGUCUAGAAUGCAGCGACUGGACGUAUGGAGAUGACUGUGCAUUUAAAAGUCAGUGUGUGCCAUCCAACACAGAGUCUUAUGACAAACUUACUGGCCAGUGUCACUGCUAUUUAAACUUCACCUCGAAUAACUGUCAAGAUGAUGUUGACGAAUGUUGGUUAGAAAAUUCGCCAUGUAGCCAACAAAAAACCCAUGCCUUUUGUUCCAACUACUACGGGUCUUAUAGAUGCUAUUGUGAUAUGGGAUACGAGGCAAUAAAUGCAACAUAUUGUACAGAAUGCGGCUCAAUUCACACCUCACCCUCUGGAGUGAUUGAAGCAAAGGAUAGAUCGUCUUGGGGCAGAAGUACCAGUAUGAUUGUCGACUGUUUUUGGAUUAUCAGAGUAACAGCAGGCCAUGUAAUAUCUUUGAGAUUUCAGUCUCUUCAGUUGUGGACAACUUACGAGUUUACCGGGGACCAUUCAGCGUAUAUAGAAAUCUAUGAUGGUAUAAACAAAAGCUCAAAUUUGCUGGCAUAUUUUUAUGGACAGCCAGACAACGCAGUACCAGAUGGUAUUAUAAGAUCAACAAACAAUGAAAUGUUUAUUAUACAGUACACUGGUUUGUGGGAUGGAUGGUAUGGGUACAGCAGCAAUGGUUUCAGUGCUUCCUAUUGGUCACAUGAAUGCCAGCCUUUUACUUAUGGUCCAAACUGUACCCAGUCCUGUACUUGUAUACAAAGUAAGACUCAGUACUGUAACAGUACCACUGGCCAGUGUGUCUGUAAACCUGGUUGGACAUCUUCUGACUGUUCUGUGGACAUUGAUGAAUGUAUUGAGAAUCCUCUAUCAUGUCCUGACUAUUCAACCUGUACAAACACUGCUGGAAGUUUUCAAUGUACUUGUAAAGAAGGUUUAACUUUGACUGCAGGGAAAUGUGCUGCCAGUAGCGGUGUCAACUGUAUAACAAAGAAGUGUUCACAUGUUUGUGUAAAAUUACUUCAAAAUGGAGAAAACUUUGAACAAUGUUAUUGCCCUUUUGGCAUGUACUUGGAAGGAAAUCAAUGCCUGGCCUGUACGAAUUACACCUAUGGACCUGACUGCAACAGAACAUGUGGAUGUGUUCAAAACCAUAGUUUAGCAUGUGAUCCUAGAACUGGUGAAUGUACAUGUUUAAGUUUAUGGAAAGGAUUCAAUUGCUCAAUUGAAUAUGAUGUGUGCACAAAAUACUCAAUUAAUCAAUGCCAGAAGUAUGCUAAUUGUACAGACACAAGUGAUAGGGGCUAUAGAUGCAGAUGUAGUCAAAACAAUGGCUAUACUGAGUCAGCAAAUACUUCCUGCAUUCCUAUUAACUGUACCUAUGUACUUACUAAUAGUACUGGUCUAAUUACAAGCCCUCUCUAUCCAAGCAACUAUAUGAACAAUGCAUUCUGUUCUUGGACUAUUAGAGCCAAGGAGGAUAAUAUUAUUACUGUCCAGUUUGAAACCAAUUAUAUAGAUGACUACAACUGCCUAAAUGAUUAUAUGGAAUUAUAUAAUGGUGAUAGUGCCAGUGCAACACUGAUUGGCCGUUACUGUGGAUCAGGUGUACCUAAAGUGAUAAGAACUACUGGGAAUAAACUGUACAUCAUCUUCAAAUCUGACUGGAAAUAUAAUUAUGGAAAAUUUAAUGGAUCAUAUAUAUCACAUCCUUGUCAUACCUUCACAUAUGGAACUGACUCCUGUAACAACUUAUGUCGCUGUGUCAAGGAAAACACUGAGUUUUGUGACAAUGUCAAUGGAGAGUGUAUCUGUAAGCCAGGUUGGACUUUAGGAGAUUGUUCUCAAGAUGUCAAUGAGUGUCUAGGUACUAACAAUAAAGUCUGUCCUACAAACUCUGAUUGUAUCAACACAAGAGGAAGCUAUACAUGUCAGUGUCAUCUGGGUUAUAUACUUAAUACAACAAAUGGAUUAUGCGAUGAAAAUCAUAAUUGUAUUCAUAAAAAGUGCUCCCAUGUCUGCUACAUUGUCAGUCCUGGUAAUGAAAAAUGUGUUUGUCCUGAAGGUUUGGUUUUAGACACAGUUACACAACAGACUUGUGUAGUUCCUUAUUACCCAUUUGGACAAAAUACUACAGACUUGCUGCUAAAUAACAGCUACACUUCUUACAAUAGUUUGUUUGUAAGCAGCUCUAUAUACUUUAACUCAGGGGCACCAUAUGGAUACAAUCUUCAAACUUCAGCUUAUGUUCUAUCCAAUGGAGCGAUUGGGUUUGGUAAUAGUGCAACAUCUUUUGUUGGGAACGAUAUUCAAGUCAAGGUUAAUAAUAAAAAAUUAAAUCUACUGGCACCUUUUAUGACAAACAUAAACCCACUGAAAGGGGAAGUGUACUACAAUCUUUAUGAAAAAUGUGCACAAGAGUUGUCUGUCAGUGGGAACCCCCAACAAGCAUCUUUUAUAAAAGAGAUUUAUACCAGAGCUGAAAAUAACAUCAAAGAAUAUCAUCAUCUAGACAACUUUAAAGUUAGUUCUGUUCUAAUUGUAACAUGGGCUGAAAUGCAACCACUUGGUGCAAAUAAAAAGAAUAUAGAGCAAAAUACAUUUCAAGCAGUCUACAUAAGUGGUUUUGAAACUGAAGAUGGCAGUGCAGCAGAAACAGCCUAUGUUAUUUUCUUAUAUCAAUAUGGCCUUAUGAACUGGCCAUAUUUACCCGGCCGAACUGUAUUCAUUGGUACAACAGGAGACUUUAAAAAUGAACUCCAAGAUUUAAAUACUGUUUUAGUUAGCGUUUUAGGCAAUGUGCCAGGAAAUACUGGUUAUAAAGGUGUGAUGAGCUACAAAGUAGGUCAUGUGACUGGACCACAACAAAGCUGUAAAAAAUACUUAUGUGACCAUGCUGAUCUUUUGACUGACCCAGUAUAUCAGUAUGAAAAGCAAGAACUCUACAAAUGUCCAUGUACAUUAGAAAGACUUGGAGCUCAGUGGCAACUGUUUGAAAGACGAGGCUCAAAUUUAGAUAUUUAUUGCUAUGCCAUCAGUAUGGUAGCCAAACAAAGACUUCUAAAAAGAAACAAAAGAAAUAAGCUGUGUUGCUACAAAUGGACCAAGCCAGCCAAUGAUGAUUGGAGAGAGUGGCUACAGUCCUGGAUAGAGGCCACUUAUUUGCCUCAGUCAUCUGAGUCUGGUCAUGUGUUGCUCAAUGACCCCUGGUUUCUAACAUUCUAUUAUAAUAACUUGUAUGUGGACAACUACCAAGGUCUGGAGAACAUCAGAGCGCAUACUUUGUGCUGCAAAGAUGCUAAAAGUGCAGACCUGUGUCAACAAUUUUACCAGAUUUUCCCAGACAUGGGAUGCUCCAAUUUUGUAGAGUUUGUACCAGCUUCUGCUUUGGGUGACCCCCACAUCAAAACAUUGGAUGGUGUUACAUACACAAUGAAUGGAUGGGGAGAAUACAUUCUGAUGGAAGCUCCAAGUGAUAAUUUCAGACUGCAGGCAAGAACAGGGAAAGCAGAAACACUUAAUGGAACAUUAUCCAAAGCCACUGUGUUUAUUGCCUUUGCAGCAAAGGAGUCCAAUGAUUCUAGUUUCCAAGUGGAGUUAUCUCCCUCUAAAUCAUCACUAAUUGUAUUUGCUAAUGAUGUUGACAUUACAAAUGACUUUUACAAAGAAAAUGGUUCAGAUAUAAUUAUGUCUACAACAUCUAUUAAUGUGAUCAGAGAAUAUAAAAAUAAUAAAACUUUGGCAAUAGCCACUUUCCCCUGUGGUGUGUCAAUCACAGUCUAUGUUGCUGUCAAAAGUCUAUUAAUAGAAGUGAAUGUUCCUAAAACUAUGGAAAAUAAAACUAGAGGACUCCUUGGAAACUUUAAUGGAAAUAAAACUGAUGAAUUUAUUCUUCCUGAUGGACAACUAUUGCCUGCCAAUUUAAGUGAAAGACAAAUAUAUCAAGAGUUUGCCAAAAAAUGGACUGUUACAUCAAUCAGCUCAGUCUUCACAUAUAAACCAGGGGAGACAACAGACACUUAUCAACAUCCAGACUUCACACCAAUGUUUAGGGAUGAAGCAAAUCCAACUCAGUUGGCCAAGGCUGUUGAAAUAUGUGGUGAUGCAAAUGAUGCAUGCAUAUUUGACUAUCUGGCCACUGGUGAUGCAGCAUUUGCUCAGGUCACCAAAGACACAAAAGAAGAAAUGGAAAUAAUAAUAGUAUAUCUUGAAAAUAAUCCUCCAACUAUUGAAAUAGCCAAUGAUAGUUUAGAUGCAAGUGGCAGAUGGUUGGUAAUGGAAGGAGUACCUUCGUUUUUGGCUAUAAUAGCUAAUGAUAAAGACAAUGACUCUGUCACACUUGAACUAGCGGACAAUGCUACAGGAGUCAGUAUUAAUCAAAGUGGUUAUGUUCACAUUAUGCCAAACCUGACAAACCCAAUAUUACUUAGAAUAAGGGCUAAGGAUUCCAAGGGAAGUUAUUCUCAGUUUGUAUACAUUCCCAUCACAAUCUGUCCAUCAUGCAAUGGCAAUGGUGCUUGUAAUUAUGAGAGUUCUAUCUCGGAAGAGUUUGAGAACGGCUGGUUUCAAAUAAAAGCAUGUCACUGUCUUCCAUCAUACACAGGAAAAUAUUGUGAUUCUGAAUUAGAUGGUUGUCAACUAAAUCCAUGUUUUAAAGGACAAACAUGCACAGACCUGACAGCUCUACAGCAAGGAAACAAUUCUGUGGGAUAUCAGUGUGGUCCAUGUCCAACUGGUUAUACUGAAUGGAUGGGAACUUGUGCUGACCUAGAUGAAUGUAAUGAUACACACACAUGUCAAAACCAAUGCACCAACACUGAAGGAUCUUAUGUUUGCAGCUGUCCAGAUGGUUAUAGACUGGACAAAGUGGACAGACAUUCAUGCAAAGAUAUCAAUGAAUGUGAAGAGAGGACAUCUAAAUGUCAACACAAAUGUAACAAUCAAAAUGGGAAUUACACUUGCUCUUGCUAUUCAGGAUACACUCUAGAUGACAAUGGACUGACCUGUAGUCUAGAUGAGGAUAAAAAAAAUUUGUGUUACAAAUGUCAACAAGUUUGUCAAGUGACCAUUGGUGAUCAAGUUGACUGUAACUGUAGGAUAGGGUAUGAAGUAGACCCUAAAGAUUCAACUAACUGUAAAGAUAUAGAUGAAUGUCAAUAUGGCACUAAACCAUGUAGCCACAAUUGUGUUAAUACAAAUGGAUCUUAUCAAUGUUCAUGUUAUGCUGGAUAUAAAUUGGCUGUGGAUCAAACUUCCUGUGACUCCUGCACCAGUCCUUACUAUGGAGAAAACUGUGCUAAUAUUUGCCAAUGUAACAAUCGUGGAUCAUGUGACUCAGUCAGAGGUUGUGUCUGUAACAAACAGUGGACAGGAGUCAACUGUGAGAUUGAUGUCAAUGAGUGUGAUCAACCCGACACAUGCCCCACUGGCUAUCUCUGUGAAAACACCAUUGGUUCUUACAAGUGUAUAUGUCCUAGUGGAUACAAGCUGGAGAAUGGACAAUGUAAAGAUAUUAAUGAAUGUACAGAUGUUAGGAAUAUAACCUGUGACCCCAGUCUUGAAGAUUGUGUUAAUAAUAUUGGUAGCUACAGCUGCCAGUGUAAAUCAGGCUUUGCAAGAAAUAAAGAAUCUAUUUGCCAAGACAUUGAUGAGUGUCUUAUGACAGUAAAUAAUUGUGAACAGAUAUGUGACAAUAAACCUGGAACUUACAAUUGUCAAUGUUAUCCAGGGUUCAUCUUGGCUGACAACAGAAAGAACUGCCUUAAAGUCAAAGAAGACUGCAAUGUAAACAAUAUCAACUGCUCCUAUGGAUGUAGAAUAGAUUCUAGCAACGCAACUGUCUGCUUCUGUCCUCAAGGUUUCAAUGUAAACAGACUAGGACAAUGUGAAGAUAUUAAUGAAUGCAACUCAGAAAACCUCAAUCUAUGCGCCUAUAAAGAUGGAUGCAUGAAUACCAAUGGCAGCUAUACUUGUACCUGUCCUCUUGGAUCGAAACUAGACAACAAUAAGAGAACUUGCACAAAUUGCACUGGAGGAACUUGGGGUGUAGAAUGUUCUAAAAGCUGCUCUUGUGGAACAGGUACAGAUCACUGUGAUCCUAAAACUGGUUGCAUCUGCAAAAGUGGAUUUACAGGAACUUUGUGUAAUCAAGAUGUUGAUGAAUGUCAGGAUGGCAGCAAAAGAUGUGCAGCUAAAGAGAAGUGUGUCAACCUACCUGGCACUGCAAUGUGUGUAUGCCAGGAUGGUUAUAAAAAUGUCAGCAAUACAUGUCAAGAUUUCAAUGAAUGCAGUAGCUCCAGCACCAAUGAUUGCUCCCAAGUUUGUACAAACUUAGAAGGAAGCUACACAUGUUCUUGUUACUCUGGAUACUUUUAUAAUACUUCAAGUAAAAUGUGUACAGAUAUUAAUGAGUGUUCAUUAGGAAUAGCUACCUGUCAACAAAUUUGUAUCAACACUGAAGGUAGCUUUAGGUGCUCCUGUCCAGAAGGCCUUCAUCUACUUUCAGAUGGAACCACAUGUGAAGCAUCAACGCCUUGUGUCAGCCUAAACUGCAGUUCUCUGUGUGCCACCAUCAACAAUACAGAGACAUGUUUCUGUCCAAAGGGAUCAGUUUUAAAUUUAGAUGGCAUACAUUGUGAUGAUAUUGACCUCUGUAAGUCAAGUCCAUGUACUUUUGGUUGUGUUGAGAUCAAACAGAACACCAGUUAUGAGUGUGUUUGUUCAUCUGGGCAAUCACUAGCAUCGGAUGGCAUUACUUGUGCUGACUGUGUUGAAGGUAGAUGGGGUUUGUCCUGUAACAAUGUGUGUAACUGUCUAACUAUCAACACAAAACAUUGUAAUCAAGUCUCUGGUCAAUGUCAAUGUAAAGCUGGAUGGACUGGUCAGCUUUGUGACCAAGAUGUGGAUGAAUGCCAAAACUUGACCCUUUGUCCUACACACUCACACUGCAGGAACACUGAUGGAGGGUUUACAUGUGUAUGUGAUGAUGGUUAUGUCAAUAGAAAUUCCACAAGCGUCAUUUGUGAAGAAUGUGAUGAAGGUUUCUUUGGCUCCUCUUGCAGUCAGAAGUGUCCAUGUAGUGUCAACACUGUCAGCUGUAACAAAACUACAGGAGCAUGUUACUGUAAGAUUGGAUGGGAAGGAGCCAAAUGUGAUAGUGACAUUGACGAAUGCCAUCUUGCUGCAAACAUCUGUAACACUACUAAGCAUGAAAUAUGUCUCAAUACACAGGGAAGCUAUCAGUGUUUAUGUAACAAAGGAUUUAUGAGAACGUGCUCAUCUUGUAAUUGUGAAGAUAUUAAUGAAUGUAAUGACAUGAUCUCUCCAUGUGAACAGACCUGUUUGAACCUAGAAGGAAGUUUUAAUUGUACCUGUAGAGAGGGAUUUACUAUCAGCUCUACAAACACAGCUCAUUGUUCUCAAGUUUCUCAAUACAAUGUCAGCAUGACCUUCAAUUUGGAUGUUACUGGGAAGAAUGUUGAGGAUAAGACUAGUAGGUAUCACCAGAGUCUUAAGUCAGAUAUAGAGACACAGGUGACUCUGAAACUGAAAGAGGAGAAGGUGUCAGCUCUGCAUGUCAAUGCAACCAAUUUGAGGACAGGCAGUUUGAUAACAGAUGUAAUUAUUCAGAUCAGUGCUGAAGUAGAUUCAAUUUUUACAACUGUUUUGAAAACAAUUGUAACACAAACUUUUAUUUUGGACAACACAGUUGUUUUCAUUACCAAACUGUCUGUCGAUGGAGCUAUAGUUAAUGCUCCAACUUGUGAGGCCAAGAAACUAAUGAGUCCAUGUCUCGACACAGAAGAAUGUAUACUUGAGAAUAAUACUGCAAUCUGUCGUCAAAAGGUUCUUACAGACGCAAGUGAAACAGACAAAACAAGCCUAACCCUGGGACUGACCAUUGGUAUUCCCUUGUCUGUUGUCUGCUGUCUACUUGUGCUGGUCUCCAUGUAUUGCAUUAAAAAAACGAACGCUAAUAAAGUUAAGGACAUCUCUCGGCAAAGUUUACAGACUCCUGACUUUGCAAGUGCAACAAGCGACAAAUCCAAACUAUUUUAAAGGCUUAAAAGAAAAUGAAAAGGCUUUGUAUUUAGCUGUGCACAUUAUGUUGUUGGUCUCAUUAAGUUUUUUGGUUUCCUUUUCUGUUAUUGUCUUGGUGGGAAUCCACAUAUUUACAGAGGAGACAUGCAAGAUCAGAUUAUGUCAUUAGCUUAGCAGAUUAGAUGAGAGCUUUUGAACUGUGAUACAAUUUAGUAAUUUCUGUAAUUGUGUGAUUUACAAAUAAGUUUCUAUGUAUUAUACCAUGCUUGCCUUUUUUUUUUUAAAUUUAAUAUACAUAAACAGUUCGUAUUUUUUUGUGUUUGCUGUGUAGUUAAACAAUGACUUUUACACAAAAAUAUUAAUAUUAGUAUUAUAUGAAAAAAUUACAUUUUAUAGUAAAGCUUACAUGCCAUAUCAGAUGAUUGAUGAAAAUCUUAUUUACCCAAUUUAUUUUUCACUAUAAUUUUUUUACAGGUUUAUAUACUAGACAUAUGUUGGGUAGACUAUCUUUUGCUUUGUUUUAUUCUAGUGUCCCAUAAUUUGAUGGCUAAUAAAAUGUGUACACUUUCUGUCAAUAAAAUGUGUACACUUUCUGUGGAAAAAAAAUGUGUACACUUUCUGUCCAUAAAAUGGAGCCAUUCUUGUAUAUUACUUUCUCUAUCAAACGAGACAGGAUCUAUACUGAUUUAGUUUUAACUUGAUUUAAUUCUUGCAAUUUAGUAUUUAGAUGAUAUAAAUGUUUUUUGUGCAUAAUGUUAAAUAUGUCGCUAUAUUCAUCACUUUAACAAUUUCUUUUAUAAAGUCAUGCCAAAAAAUCUAUUAUAAAUAUGACCCAUUGAGAAUUA